AUGGAUUCGGUUGUUUUAAUAUCCAAGGAUCAGAUUGAAUUUGAGAUUUCAAAAGAAUCUGCAAUAUUAUCACCUACUUUAAAGACCAUGCUUGAAGGUCCAUUUAUUGAAAAAAAUGGUAAGAUUGAGCUUAAUGAUAUAGAAUCAGAGGUUUUAUCUAAAAUUAUUGAUUUUUUGAAUUAUAAGCUUAAAUAUAAGGAUGUCGAUUCCAACACUGAUAUACCUGAGUUUGAAAUACCGACUGAAAUGUCACUUGAAUUAUUAUUAGCUGCUGAUUAUUUGCAGUUAUAG
Vanderwaltozyma polyspora DSM 70294 is the source of this 291-nucleotide messenger RNA. RefSeq names its product elongin C (gene ELC1). Gene Ontology annotation, cellular component: elongin complex. Gene Ontology annotation, molecular function: protein-macromolecule adaptor activity. Gene Ontology annotation, biological process: ubiquitin-dependent protein catabolic process. Bases 1 to 291 code for a protein of 96 amino acids. Lineage: Eukaryota; Fungi; Ascomycota; Saccharomycetes; Saccharomycetales; Saccharomycetaceae. The record is from RefSeq and is a predicted model, not a curated record. The transcript has a single exon.